Phoenix dactylifera (date palm) is the source of this 1648-nucleotide messenger RNA. It is a transcript of the gene FIP1, whose product is annotated as FRIGIDA interacting protein 1. Gene Ontology annotation, cellular component: late endosome; lysosomal membrane. The record is from RefSeq and is a predicted model, not a curated record. NCBI's taxonomy places the organism in Eukaryota, Viridiplantae, Streptophyta, Magnoliopsida, Arecales, Arecaceae.
CGUAUCAAAAAUUUUUAAACCCCAAAUAAGUGUGAUUCUUGGGCGAAAUAGAAGGCGUUGAAUGCGUAAGAGUUCCGUCUCAGGUGGAGGUGGGAUGCCACGACCAACGUCUUCUCUACAACAGCUGUAACUUCCCGCACGCGAGCUGUCUCAGCGGGGGACGAAAACCCAAAUUAUAGAGGCAGCGCCCAGGAGAAGAACUCGCAAUGGGAUAGGACGCAGCGAUGUCGCACGAGCGUCACGCAUCGUCCGCCACCGCUCUCAUGGCUGAAGAAGACAACAUGUUCGUUGAUAUAUUGCAAGAAGCUCCAUUAUCUGUUCAUCGGCAGCGUAGAAGCAUAUUUGGCAGUGUUAUGUAUUGUUUCUUAUUGGCCGGUUAUGCUGUCUUGGCUGCAGCAGCUCCAUGGAUAUUUGUUCUAAUACCGAAACUGUUACCAACAUUGCUCUGCAGUUCAAAUGUCAUCCUUCUGAUAGUUACAGCCAUAUUCCAGCAAUAUUUGGUUUACCAAGUUAGGAAAGUGCGCUUGCAGGGUUAUUACACUUUCAGCCAGAAAUUAAAGAACAUAGCUCGCCUUCCAUUUGCCGCUAUUGCUUAUGGAACUGCUUUGAUGCUACUCGUCUUAGUCUGGCGGCCUUAUAUACAUAUAUUAUCUGUCUCAACAUUGCUAAGGAUUGUCAUGUUUGUUGAAGUCAUAUGUGCGGGAUGUUUCAUGAGUAUGUAUAUAGGGUGCGUUCAUCAAUAUAAUUCUUUAAAUGGUCAACCUGAUGUCUUGAAGUCACUUUAUUCUGCAUUACAGCCAUCUAGUUCAUUGGAGGAGCUGAGUAGAUAUCAUGAUGGUGGCCGUCUUUCUGAUCAACAAAUGGCGUUGUUGCAAUACCAAAGGGAAAAUCUUCAUUUUUUGAGCGAGGAGGUUCUCCGUUUACAAGAAUGCUUAAGCAAAUAUCAACGAUCUGAUGAUGGAAGUACCCCACAGGUUGACCUUGCUCAUCUGUUAGCAUCUCGUGAUCAAGAACUCCGUGCUCUAUCUGCUGAGAUGAAUCAGGUGCAUUCAGAGUUACGCCUCGCCCGUUGCUUGAUUGUCGAGAGGGACUCUGAAAUCCAGCGUAUUCGUGUAACCAACAAUGAGUAUGUCGAGGAAAAUGAAAGACUGAGAGCUAUUCUUGGAGAAUGGAGUGCUCGAGCGGCAAAGCUUGAAAGAGCAUUGGAAGCAGAGCGCCUGUCAAAUAUGGAACUGCAAAAGAGCAUAGCAAAACUGCAAAACAAGUCAGCUGGUACAUCGGCUGAAGACGAUCAAGUUUGAUUCUUGGAAGAUUUGGGAUCCCUACUCUUGGGUAUCGUUUCAAAGGUGAUGUAGACUGUGAUGUACAUGAUGGCCAAAGGCAUCUACUGGAGACGCUUGUGAUCUUUCAGGCUGAAGGAUAUCCCAAGUAGUACUGAGUGAGGCAAGUAGUUGAUCUAUGGUCCAGUGAUGGUCCAAUGAUUUAAUCUGACACUUGAGAUUUUGUUGAAGUACAGCUUGUACAUAGAUGUAGAAGUUAUUUGUUAUUUGUUGAGUUAUAAUGUGGUGCAAUCAAACUUUUUGAUCAAUUAAAACCAGGGGCUGAUUUUGUUGGUGUUGGGAGUAAUAAUGGAUACGGGUUUGCCUUA